Molecule: messenger RNA, 1306 nt
Organism: Drosophila sechellia
Lineage: Eukaryota; Metazoa; Arthropoda; Insecta; Diptera; Drosophilidae
Gene: CAH3
Product: Carbonic anhydrase 3
Exons: 4
Coding region: 130-882 (250 amino acids)
Cellular component (GO): cytoplasm
Molecular function (GO): zinc ion binding; carbonate dehydratase activity
Source: RefSeq, a predicted model, not a curated record
UAGGGAGUCGUCGGAGGAGGAGUAGCCAGUGCGGAUUGGGUGCUAGGAAUCGGUGCUAGGAGCUAGGAUUAGGAGAUCAAAACUGGAAAAAAGCAUAAUUUAAUUCGAGGAGGAAUCUGGGAGAGCGCAAUGCCCGUACAAUCCCCAAUUGAGAUCAGCAACCGUGCCAUCGAGCACAUCGACGAUGUGGAUCCACUGGAGUACCAUGGCCACUGGGAGCCGGUGGGCGUGGCCCGGGUACAGAACACAGGCACCUCCGCAAUGGUCACUUUCAGCAAGCGAAAGCAACAGCCAUACAUAAUCGGCGGUGCCCUGGAGCAGGACAUGUAUGUGUUCGAGCAGCUGCACUUCCACUGGUCGGACUGCGAUGAAUCCGGCUGCGAGCAUACGCUGGAGGGCAUGAAGUACUCAAUGGAGGCCCAUGCCGUCCACUACAACUCGAAGUACAAGGACUUCACGGAGGCCAAGAACAAGCCCGAUGGCCUGGCCGUCGUCGCAUUCUUUAUUCAGGCCUGCGGCGAGAAGGACUGUCCCGAGUUCAAGAAGAUCACCGAGGGCAUCCGCAUCGUUCAGAAGAUCCACACGAGUGCAUCGCUGGAUUCCGAUUGCCUAUCGUGGAUUGGACUGCAGGAGCUGAGCAAACAUUAUUACACGUACAAGGGAUCGCUGACAACGGCGCCGUACUUUGAAAGUGUCACCUGGAUCAUAUACCGCACCCCCAUCUACGUGUCGCGCGGCCAGGUUCAGGUGUUUCGCAAUUUGCAAUCGUGUCCCAAAGAUGAGUCCAAAAAGAUAGUCAACAAUUAUCGCGAGAUCCAGCGUCCGCACAAGGAUCCGGAAAUCUUCUUUGCGCGCAACACCAAUCCAAAGUCCAAGUUAUAAUGUGCUUGCCAUAUGACUUGGCUACUCUCUCGAUAAUCUAUUGAUAAUCUAUUGCAAUGUGUAAACAUUUAUCUGUCUAUGGUUGUCUGUAAGCUGCUUUUGUUAUUUGCCUCAUGUACAUAGCGUUAUAUACCUAACAAAACAUACAUAUACAUACAUAUAUAUAUAUAUAUAUACGGAGUAUUUACGAUACGGUUACGUGUAUGGAAUUUUAGUCGGAGCACGCGGUUGCCUUGCAUUGAAUAUUUCAGAGAAAUAUCGGGCACAACUACUUAAGACAUCUACAAGAGACGUAAUCCUAACGUUUAAGUUAUUAAGAUAAACAGUGAAAGCGAGAAAAGAGGAAAACAAGAACAGGAAACCAACACAUUUUGUAUGUCCAAACUGAAUUUAUUAAACAUCUAAUUAAACAUGUAUAAAAGUA